UUUCUGCCGAAUUUUAAGAAGCGCAAAAUUCAAAACACUUGUUUUACUUAUCGCCUUGCAGCAUUUGAUUUACUUCAGUUUUAGUUAUAUUAUUCAUGUGUAACAAAAAGCAUUUUUUUUUUGUUUUAGUUGUGCGGUGAACUUUUCAAAUUUAUGGUCAUAUAAACGUCAUUGUAUUAAACCCUAUCGUCCUCGGAUAAAGGAUGUUGUCAAGUCACCAAAUAUACGAAGACUCCAAGGAAAAUAUAAAUGCUAAUCUUCAUGGGAAACUUAAUAUUCAACAUUCUCAUACCAGGCUGAAAAGUCAAAGUCUAAAGAAUUUUAAAGAUUCUACAAACAUUAAUCAAAUCAAGAAAAUUGCUUCUGAUUCAUCAUGCGAUGAAAAAUUUGCCUUCAAAAAAGAUAUUUUAUUAAAAAAGGAAACAGUAGAAAAUGAAGAAAACCACAGUGAUGUUUCAGACAUUGAAGAAAUGCAUAUUUAUGAAGAACAAGAAGAUAAUUAUGAAGACAUAAUUUCAAAAGAAGACAGACUUAAUCAAUCGGACAUAGACUAUUUCUUUCUGGCAUGCUCCAAUUCAACAUUCAACUACUGUGAAGAGCCUGAAGAUAGAUUACCAUCACCUAUUUAUAUAUUUGAAGAACUUACUGACAGUUCAGAUAUGAAUGAUUCUGGUGUAGACAGUAAGCUGUACGAAGACACUGCUCUUAUUCCAAUAGAAGAACCAUUAGAGAUUUCAAUUUGAUUUUUAAAUUUUGAAUGUUGUGUAUAAAUAUUACUCUCAAAUUUUUAAUGGCAUUUUAGAUGUUUUGUAAAAGUUCUAAAUUAAAAUUGAAAAUAAUGUUUCAUUCAAAAAAGUGUUUAUAAAGCUAUAUGGUUAUGUAAAUUACAGAA
Uloborus diversus is the source of this 892-nucleotide messenger RNA. RefSeq lists its product as uncharacterized. The transcript is spliced from 6 exons. Bases 204 to 743 code for a protein of 179 amino acids. Lineage: Eukaryota; Metazoa; Arthropoda; Arachnida; Araneae; Uloboridae. The record is from RefSeq and is a predicted model, not a curated record.